Molecule: messenger RNA, 605 nt
Organism: Lactuca saligna
Lineage: Eukaryota; Viridiplantae; Streptophyta; Magnoliopsida; Asterales; Asteraceae
Source: the annotation of a GenBank genome assembly
AUGAAUUCGGUUCCCUUUUCUUCCCUCUCUUCCCAUCGAUCGAUCCACUGCCGUCUUACCCCAACUUUAGGUUUGAAUCCACGUAUCAAAUCAGCGACAUUGGAUUCUAGUUCCACAACAAUCCUCGACGAUCCGACAUCGGCUUCCGCUUCAGAAGAAGAAAGUCCAGCGAAGAUCCAGCAAAGAUCGGCGCUAGGGUUAGCAGAAGAAGAAAAUAGAAUGGAAGCAGCGGGAUGUGGGGUCUGCAAUUGGUUUCCACCUCCGGUGAUAAAAGCCCCGAUAUUGGGUUGUUUGGUGAUUGAGAAGGGCAGCAACGAUUCAAAAAUAGAACUCGAUAGGCUGAAGUGGGUCUUUGAAGGCUCAAGUGGCAGCCCUUACAAUUGAUGGAAGAGAUAGCCACACAAUGUUGUAAUUAGAUUCAAGGUAAAAGGUUGUGCACAUAAGCUGUUUGAUGAUAUGCGUGAGAGGGGUAAUCAUUUAUGAAUAGCAGGGUAUUCGUUUGCUAAUAACAAUGUAUUCAUUUGUAAAUAGCAGUGUAAUCAUGUGUGAAUGAGUGUAUUUUAUUUAUGAUUAGAGGUAUUGUUUUAUUCAUUUGUGAAUACUAG